Molecule: messenger RNA, 2160 nt
Organism: Parathielavia appendiculata
Lineage: Eukaryota; Fungi; Ascomycota; Sordariomycetes; Sordariales; Chaetomiaceae
Exons: 7
Coding region: 1-2160 (719 amino acids)
Source: RefSeq, a predicted model, not a curated record
AUGGCACUUGAGGCGCCCCUGAGGUCAUCAACAGGAAGUGUCACCUCGAUAUACUCGCCGUACGCAGACAUGUCGUUCUCCACCGGGCCCGAGUCGCCCGCCCUAUCCUCCCAGUAUAUGGCUUCUUCGUCGAGGCCCGAUUCUUCCCAGUCGUUACGUCCACAUUCCUUCGUCAGGCCAAGCUCGGCUCACCUGAUGAGCCCGAGUAGUGACAUUGUUGGGCCCUCCCCCGUAACAUCAAACGGGACCGAGACCACAGAGAUUGAGGAUGAGGCGGCCGAGAACGCCGAGGCAGAAAAUGGCCAUGUGCGGCGUUCGCUCAUGAUGUUACGGACGAAUAUCCCUGAUGACCUUCGAAGGCCCCUGAGCGAAGAGGUUGUCUCAGUAAUACAUGCGCCACCGAGCUUCGAACAUUGGUCCAGUGAGACCGCUUCGAAGUCGACGCUUUCUAACUCGGCGAGCGGUACCAGCGCCGAAGGCACCAGCACCAGCAGUCCUCCGCCCAGCGAGCCGUCAACAGUCACGCCUCCAAGUCAGCCACCACCCACAGUCAACACCAAGGUCAAGCCAGUGACGUUCGGAUUGGACGCCCCAACCCCGCAGGCGCAAAAGCUGGAGGAUGUACUUGCAAGCGACUCGUCAAAAGUGCGGUCAAGCACAGCCAGCAGUUUAGAGCUGAUACCUGAGACGCACGAAGCCGACGGCGACGACGACUACGAUGACGCCGACGUAUUCAGGGACCCAACACUUGGCCAGGAUAGCGAGGUCAAAGCGCUCAAGGCCGCUCUCGAGGAGUGCUGGACGCUGUGUAACACACUUGCUAACCUGAGCUCGAUUCACCGAGAGCGCGUCUUCAACAGUUCAGGGACACCAGAUGCUCACGAGAAGGCCUGGAAGAGCUGUUGGAAGCUCUGCAAGCGGCUCUAUCAGAGCAGAGACGACAUCUCCGAGUCGUACGGUGUUCGGACCAACCUGGACCUAUGCCGAGACUUCUGCCAGGCAUUGUUCGAUGUGCGGCAAAAGAAGGACGAGACGGCCGAUUCCAUCCUGAGAGUCAGCUUUGAGCUCAAUAACCACCUCUAUAGUGCGCAAGAUAGCCGCUCGCUCCCCGAGGCAUUCAGAGAGCGGACCUUGGACUUCUACAUCACGCUCUGUCACCGACUGAUGAAGCAACGCAGUGAUCUAGCCGAAGAGACAGAUUCGCUUCUUCGAGCAUGCUGGUCGCUCGCCGAGAUGCUCUUCAGUCUCCGACAGAAUCGGCGAGACGGCAAGGCGCCCGACGAAGAGCUGCUUGGCUCGGCCGUGCAGGCAUGUUGGGAGCUCUGCGAUAUCUUCCGCGAGGGUUGGACCCAGAUCCGGCCAGAUCGCGGGACUCCGAGGCCGAACCAGAUCAAUUUCUUUGCCGCCGGUCCUCCUUACGGCCUCCAAGCUAUGAGCAGUCAUCAAUCCGACGCCACGCGAUCCAAUGCUGGUAGCCGUGCGUCGCUGCACUCGAAACGCGAGAGUCUCCGCAGCCUCGCCGAUAUCGAGCGGCCGCGGCCACAUCCCGUCGUUCCCGAGACUCCUGUCACCGAGUUCGAAGACACACCCAUGUCGCCCGACGCUAGUCCGCAGAUGCCCAACAUCUUGGUUCUCGGCACGUCAACCGACUCUCGAAGCGACCGUGGCGGCGGCCGCUGGUCAAGCAACGCGUCGAACCUGUCGGGCUACAGUCAAAGCAGUCAGCAUACUUCCAGCACAGCCACUACGGCCGCCACUGUCGAGGACAUCAACAUCACGCGCAUCAAGGCGCUCAUCGUCAAGGCCGCCAUGAAUAUCGGUUUCAACCGCGACGCAGCCUCUGCCAAUGGAACUGGCGGUGCCGCCUCCCUGCAGAACUUUGUGAAGGGUCUGCCCACGGGCUCCUUCGGCUCGCUGCCCGCUCAUGCGACGCUGCUCCAGAAUUACAAGAACCUUGUGCUUAACGACACGUCGUUCAGAGCCUCGGGCAGUCUUCCCGUUCGCGGAAAGCGUUUCACUGCUGUUGAGAUCUCCAAGAGCGUUGGGUGGAUGAUGGCUCGCUCUGGUCAAUACGGCUUUCUACGGGAUCUCUUCCGCCUGGUCUUUGGGACCCAGCCCGAGGAUGCCGAGACGAGGAAGAAUAUGUCAAUCACCGUGUAG